Messenger RNA from Gracilinanus agilis (Agile Gracile Mouse Opossum), 954 nucleotides. Its product is annotated as olfactory receptor 51F2-like. Gene Ontology annotation, molecular function: G protein-coupled receptor activity; olfactory receptor activity. Bases 4 to 954 code for a protein of 316 amino acids. The transcript has a single exon. Gene Ontology annotation, cellular component: membrane. Gene Ontology annotation, biological process: G protein-coupled receptor signaling pathway. NCBI's taxonomy places the organism in Eukaryota, Metazoa, Chordata, Mammalia, Didelphimorphia, Didelphidae. The record is from RefSeq and is a predicted model, not a curated record.
AUCAUGUCUUACCAUCCUAAUAACACUGCCUCUUCUUUGAUCUUCCUCCUGACUGGCGUUCCUGGACUUGAAGAUGCUCAUGCCUGGCUCUCUAUCCCCUUUUGCUGCCUCUACCUAACAGCUCUCUCUGGGAAUGGCAUGAUCCUGUUUGUUAUUAUCACUGAGUCAAGCCUCCAUGAACCAAUGUACUAUUUCCUUUCCAUGCUGUCUACUACUGACCUGGGCUUGUGCAUUUCUACAUUGGUCACUAUGCUGGGCAUAUUCUGGUUCAACGCCAGAGAGAUAAGUUUCCAUGCCUGUGUGGCCCAGACAUUCUUCAUCCAACUCUUCACUGUCAUGGAAUCCUCAGUGCUUCUGGCCAUGGCCUUUGAUCGUUUCGUCGCUAUCUGUAACCCACUGCGAUAUGCCACCAUCUUAACAGACUCCCGCAUCAUCCAAGUCUGGUUUGUGAUCCUCUUUAGAGGGACGGUGAUACUAAUGCCUCUGGUACUGCUUCUGAAACGCCUGUCCUUCUGUCGCAGCCACGUGCUGCACCAUUCCUACUGCUUCCAUCCCGACAUUAUCCAACUCUCUUGCUCAGACAAUAAAAUCAACAGUGCUCUCGGACUAACUGCCCUCAUCGUCACUGCAGGUGUGGAUUCCGUCUUCAUCCUGCUCUCCUACGUUCUGAUCAUUAAGACCGUCCUAAGCAUCGCCUCUCCAGAGGAGCGGCGCAAAGCUUUCAGCACGUGCAUCUCCCACAUCGGGGCUGUAGCCAUCUUCUACAUCCCCUUAAUCAGCUUGUGCUUUGUCCAUAGAUUUGGGAAACGAGCCCCGCCAUAUGUACACACUCUCAUGGCCAACGUGUACCUACUCAUCCCCCCGGUUAUGAAUCCCAUUAUCUACAGCGUGAAGACCAAGCAGAUCCGCAAAGCCAUUCAUAAAGUUCUUCUUCCCAAGGGAAGCCACAUUUGA